UUAAAGUAACAAACCCAUUUUUUGUACCUUUCUAGGCCUCUUUGAAGAGGCACCAUACAACGUAGCUUUCCCCUGGGAUUCCUCAAAAACUUCAAGCUAAUAAUGCCCCUCCUCUGUUCGCUGAAUGAGGAAGUUUACAUAGAGACUGGGAGUGACUUGGUCAGUUUUCAGACGCAAACGCUUUCAGUUAAUAGUCAGAAGUUAACAAUGAAGCGAGUGGAAAUCUUGAUGCUAAUCUAGAGACUUGUCAACGCGAAGUAACUGCUAUCCACUGGAUAGUAUUCAGACAGACGGAUUUUCACCGGAGAAAAAAUGGCUUCAACUUUAGAUGACGACAAUGAUGUCUACUGUGUCGUGUGCCAAGACGUCCUUAGGAACCCUGUUGCCCUUUCAUGUAAUCACGUCUUCUGUGAAGUCUGUGUGCAGAAAUUCUGGAAGAGUAAACGAUGCAGAGAAUGUCCACUCUGCAGGGGGAGGUCGUCAAGGGAACGCCCUCCUCUUCCUCUUCCAAAUCCGAUCUCAGGGGAGCUCUGCAGACGGAACAGUGAGGAACUCAAGCUCUUCUGUGUGAAGGAUGACCAGCCUGUGUGUCUAGUGUAUCGACCCUCAAGAGAACACACCAGCCACACGUUACAGGCAGCAGCUGCCCUAAAGGAGGAAAUGAAGAUUAUCUUAGAGUGCAUAAAGGAGAAGGUAAAGAUCUACGAAGAAGAAAAAGCCACCCGAGACCAAACAGCAGAAGACGUUAAGACUCAGGCCCGACACACAGAGAAGCAGAUACAUGAGGAGUUUGAGAAGCUUCACCAGUUUCUACGAGAUGAAGAGGCAGCCAGGAUAGCUGCACUGAGGGAGGAAGAGGAGCAGAAUAGUCAGAUGAUGAAGGAGAAGAUUGAGGAUAUGAGCAGAGUGAUCUCAUAUCGUUCAGGCACCAUCAGAGCCAUAGAAGAGAAGAUGAGUACUGAUGACAUCAAUGUCCUGCAGAACUACAAGAGCGUAUUGGAAAGAGCCCAGUGCACACUGCAGGAUCCAGAGAGGGUUUCAGGACCUGUCAUCAAUGUGGCAAAGCACCUGGACAACCUCAAGUUCAGUGUCUGGAUGAAGAUGAGGAAGAUCGUUCAGUGCACUCCUGUGACUCUGGAUCCCACAUCUGCUCACCCGGAUCUCCUUCUGUCUGAGGAUCUGACCAGUGUGAGAUAUAUGAGUCAGAACAUAUUUAGGUUUGAUAAGUUUCACAGUGUCGUGGGCUCUGAGGGCUUUAAUACAGGGACUCACUGCUGGGAUGUGGAGGUUGGAGAGUGCCCAAGGUGGACUGUGGGUGUGAUGAUGAGCUUUGCCCAGAAAUGGGGAGACUACGUCACUUUGAACGGACGCUUGUUCAUGUGGUAUAAGGAUGGUCAGUAUGGAGCCGGUCAUUCCGGCACCCCAACACCCUCCACUCUCCUCACAGUGCAGCAGAAACUCCAGAGGAUCAGAGUGCAGCUGGACUGUGACAAAGAAGAGCUGUCCUUCCAUGACCUUGAUAAUAACACACACCUACACACUCUCUCCGGGCUCUGUGCGCCUCAUCACCAUUUCUGCAGAUCGUCCGAGAAAGCGUUUCCAUACUUUAAUCUGGGCUGUGUUAACUCCUCUCUGAGGAUCCUACCAGCGAGUCCUCAGUAGCAUCAGAGCAGCACUGAUGGAGCUGAUGGUGUCUCUGGCUGCACUCUCAUAAGGCCAGUAUGCAUUUCACUGUGGAUUCAAUCCUAACUUGGACAGUGGGAAGUAGAAGUGUGUUUCAUAAAGAAGUCUGGAAGGGUC
This is a messenger RNA of Sardina pilchardus (European sardine), 1800 nucleotides long. Its product is annotated as E3 ubiquitin-protein ligase TRIM39-like. Gene Ontology annotation, cellular component: cytoplasm. The record is from RefSeq and is a predicted model, not a curated record. Gene Ontology annotation, biological process: protein ubiquitination. The transcript is spliced from 6 exons. Bases 313 to 1662 code for a protein of 449 amino acids. Lineage: Eukaryota; Metazoa; Chordata; Actinopteri; Clupeiformes; Clupeidae. Gene Ontology annotation, molecular function: ubiquitin protein ligase activity; protein binding.